GUCGAAAAAAAAAAAAAAUCUUACACUCUCUCUUUUAUGUUUUGAUUAUUUUAUAAUUUUUAAUAAUUUUCUCUUUUUAUUAUUUCCUCUCCACGAUCAUGAACCCACGACCCCUCGAUCUCCUCUAUUCCCCGUAGCUCGUCGAUACCCCGUUUAGGGUUCGAAGUUUUGGUCGCGCUUCUUAUAUGCCCGGAUCGAUUCAUUUUUGGGCGUGAACCGUGGAUUUGGGGUCGAUUUUUCCUCUAUUUAAGGGUUAUUGGGCGAAAUAAUUGGUUGCUAUAACCAUGGAUCGGAGUAGGUAGUUUUGUGCGUUUCUUUUUGAGGGUUUUGUAAUAGAUUUUGUUUAAAUGGGGAAAUUAGAUGGAGAAGUCAAUAAACAAAGAGAGGAAGUGGACUGCUCCGAUUGCAGGAUUCAGUCGACAUUAGAUGAUGGAGAUGAUACUAAAUCGCAAAGAGGCGAUUCCUUUAACCUUAAUUCUUUGCCAUGCGUUGCCGCAUCUAGAAAAGAUGAUUCCUUAGAGGAUCCUGUUGUUGGUAGUAAAGAAGAUUCUUUGGAGCUCAUUGGAAAUGAGAAGAGCUCAAAUGGUGAUGCUGCAAAUGUAGUUAGAAGUGAAGAGUACACUGAUGGUUCUGUAUUUGGGAACAAAGAUGGUUCUUUGAAGGUUUUGGGGGAUGAAGAGCGGUCUGAUUGCGCGGCUGUUGUCAAAAAAGAUGAGCCCAUUAAGAUUUCUGAGGAUUGGGAAUGCACUAGUGGUGAUGGUGUUGCGAGGAAAGAUGAUUGCGCGAAGGUAUCUGGGAAUGAAGAGAAAGGUGGGAUUGCCAUUGUGAAGAAAGAUGAUUCUAUGGAGGCCACAAGUUGUUCCGCUGCUGCCACGCCAAACUGCGAGAAUAAUUCUGAGAAGAAGAUCGGCGGUAUUGCAGGUAGAAUAUCUGCAGUAAAGUCACCAAUUCCCCGGUCGUCGAACUAUCAUGGGGUCACUAGGCAUAGAUGGAGUGGAAAAUAUGAAGCUCAUUUGUGGGAUAACACUUGCAGAGUAGAAGGGCGGAGACGCAAGGGAAAGCAAGUUUAUUUAGGAAGUUAUGACACAGAGGAAAAAGCUGCAAGGGCCUAUGAUCUUGCAGCCCUUAAGUAUUGGGGUGCCAGCACCAAGUUGAAUUUUCCAGUUUCAGAAUACGAGAAGGAAUUGGAGGAUGUUAAGGACAUGACUCGCGAAGAAUGUGUUGCAUACCUCAGAAGGAGGAGCAGUUGCUUCUCGAGGGGUGCUUCCAUUUAUAGAGGAGUCACAAGAAGGCAGAAGGAUGGGAGAUGGCAAGCCCGUAUAGGUCUGGUUGCUGAUACGAGAGAUAUUUAUCUAGGAACCUUCAAGUGUUUUGUCUCACACCAGAAACAGAGGAAGAAGCAGCGGAGGCAUAUGAUAUUGCCGCCGUCGAGUUACGCGGGCGAAAUGCUGUAACGAAUUUCGACAUCGGCAACUAUAUAGAUAGAGGUCCCAAACGCGUAGAAGAGGCGGGGGUUCAGCAGCUCUAGUUGCUGCAGCUCUCCUUGCGAGCUGGAACAAAAACAGGUUGUCUUUGCUUAGGCCCAUUAGUGCUUUGUAAGGUUGGUAGAUUAGUUAAGUUUUUCCUCAGCUUAAUAUGGAUGUAAGAAGAGGCGGCCGCAAUCAAAGCUCUGAUUCGCUAUUAUUAGAAAUAUGUGGCUUUAGUGGUCCUCCAUGUUUUUAAAAUUUGGAUCACUGCUGAGAUCCAAUAAGAGGCCUAUGAGACAUGAGGGAGUUUUCUACGUGUAACGUUCCAUUUUGUAAGCAUUUGAAUUGUGUUGUGUAUGUAUCCGAACAGGUUGAGACGAGUCCAAGCUCAGUUCGAGCUUUUCUCGACUCGAAGGCGACUUGGAUACUUUGUUGUCGUCUUAAUAUGACCUGAACAUGCCGCCUUAAAAGAUGGUUGCAUUGCACGACGA
Messenger RNA from Ananas comosus (pineapple), 1957 nucleotides. Its product is annotated as AP2-like ethylene-responsive transcription factor AIL7. Gene Ontology annotation, molecular function: DNA binding; DNA-binding transcription factor activity. The record is from RefSeq and is a predicted model, not a curated record. Lineage: Eukaryota; Viridiplantae; Streptophyta; Magnoliopsida; Poales; Bromeliaceae. The coding region runs from base 348 to 1454 and encodes 368 amino acids. The transcript is spliced from 9 exons. Gene Ontology annotation, biological process: regulation of DNA-templated transcription.